Colletotrichum aenigma is the source of this 801-nucleotide messenger RNA. It is a transcript of the gene Cbs, whose product is annotated as Cystathionine beta-synthase. The transcript is spliced from 3 exons. NCBI's taxonomy places the organism in Eukaryota, Fungi, Ascomycota, Sordariomycetes, Glomerellales, Glomerellaceae. The record is from RefSeq and is a predicted model, not a curated record. Gene Ontology annotation, molecular function: cysteine synthase activity; cystathionine beta-synthase activity. Gene Ontology annotation, cellular component: cytoplasm. The coding region runs from base 1 to 801 and encodes 266 amino acids.
AUGGCAGAACUACCUUUACCCCCAAUCUUAGACUCGGCCAUCCACCUCAUCGAGCAGACGCCGAUGGUCCGUCUCAACACUCUUCCACAGUCAGAGGGCAUCAGAGCCGAGGUCCUGGCCAAGCUGGAGUUCCACAACGCCGGGGGCUCAGUGAAGGACCAGGUCGCCAAGGCGAUGGUCGAGAAGGCCGAACAGGAGGGAAGACUCAAACCAGGCGACAUCCUGAUCGAGGCAACCAGCGGAAACACCGGCAUCGCUCUCGCCCUCACGGCCGCGGUUAAGGGGUACAAAUGCGUCAUCACGAUAGCAGAGAAGAUGUCCGAGGAGAAGGUCCUCGUCCUCAGAUCUCUCGGCGCGCAGAUCGUGCGGACCCCCGCGGGCGUGCCCAUCACCUCGCCCGACUCCAUCAUCAGCGUCGCCCGGCGCCUCAACGCCUCAACGCCGGACUCGCACAUCCUCGACCAGUACACCAACCCAAACAAACCGCUAGCCCACGAACUCGGCACCGCGCCGGAGAUCUGGACGCAGUGCGACGGAAAGGUUGACAUCGUGGUCGCGGGCGCGGGGACGGGCGGCACCGUCACCGGUCUCGCGCGCGGGCUGCGGCGGCAGAAUCCUGGCGUGGUCGUCGUCGGCGCGGACCCCGUCGGAUCCGUGCUCGCACAGCCUGACGAGUUGAACGCGGAGAAAGGGGAGUAUAAAGUCGAGGGCAUCGGGUACGACUUCGUCCCUGGGGUGCUGGACCAGUCUGCCGCCGAAGUCUGGGUCAAGACGGGGGAUAAGGAGGUGUUUGGUUCAUGA